This is a messenger RNA of Haliotis rubra (blacklip abalone), 2105 nucleotides long. RefSeq names its product transcription intermediary factor 1-beta-like. The coding region runs from base 346 to 1605 and encodes 419 amino acids. Gene Ontology annotation, molecular function: zinc ion binding. Lineage: Eukaryota; Metazoa; Mollusca; Gastropoda; Lepetellida; Haliotidae. The transcript is spliced from 3 exons. The record is from RefSeq and is a predicted model, not a curated record.
UCCCUGUAGACCUACUGUCACUGCAUUCACCAUUCAUCUUUCAAUAUAUUUGCUUGAUAAUAUGAUUAAAUGAUAUUUAUCCAAGGCGGCUUUUGUUAUGGUGUAUUACAGUAUAUUUAUUCUGUUAGAUGGAAGUCGAUUUGUACUGUGAUAGCCACAGAAUGAAUGUGCGUUAUGAUGGUUUAGUGCUCAGAGGAUGUAGUGUGGCGUGGGUAAUUUUGAUAUUGCUGGAUAUGUACUGGAUGGACGUAUUUGGAAUCGUACAGUUAUGUGCAGUAAACGUUAAGUUGACAAAGAUCCAUUCGGAUCACAACGUUGAUCAAAACUGUUUCUUUAGAUGCAAAUAUGCGGUUUAUGUCUACCAGAAUGGACGCCUUCCCCAAGUGUUCUGUCUGUCAGCAGCAGUUUACCCCGAAGGGCCCCGCCCCCUUCCUACUGCCCUGUCUACACGCUGUGUGUGAGACGUGUGUGACAUCUGCAGCUGGCGGUGUGAUAUCAUGCUCUACAUGUCAGAGGGAGGUCAACCUCACAGACACAAACCUCCAGAAGGAUACAGUGAGACAGAAGGUAAUAUUCCAUCUGACGGUCAAACAUCGCCCCACAGAGCUUCUCUGUACAAAUGAAGAUGACGGCAACCAGGCUGUGUGUUGGUGUCAGGACUGUGAAGAGUUACUCUGUGAAUACUGCCAGAACAUGCACAGCAGCGUUAAACUUACCAGAAGCCAUGUAGUCCAAAACUUCUGUGACAUGGAGCCAACUGCCUCGAACAUUCCAAAAUUUUGCAGCAUCCAUAAAUACGACCCCCUUUAUCUGUUUGAUAAAAGCUGCAAGAGAUUAAUCUGUGCGAGAUGCAGAUUUGAAGACCAUGCUGACCACGAAGUUGAGAAGGUUGAUGUGGCCGCUGAAACUGUAACAAAACAACUGGAAUAUCAUAAGAAUGAACUAUCAACCUUACAGACUCGCUACCAGGCAUACAUGAAGAGCAUCAGGCAAGGAACCAAAGCCACUGACGAAACACACAAUUCUUUGAAAGAUAAUACUCGUCACAUUUUCCAAUCUUUGAGAUCACAACUUGAUCAAAGAGAGAAGGAAAUUCUCGUAGAUAUGGAAAAUCAUGUAAAGAAGACAAAGGCAACACAUCAUGCUCUUCUCACCGCCUGUGAAGAAGACAAGAAGACCUGUACAAGGGUUUUAGACUACAUCAACAAAGUCUUCCUCUUUGCCUCAAAGUCAGACAUCCUGGGCCUGGAGAGAUAUGUUGGGGAGAUGACUCGGACCUGCCUGGACACUGCCGCGCCUCAAACAUAUGCAGUACCCACAGCUGUCUUCAAUACCAACAGUUUGUCAAAGCUGAAAGCGAAUGUAUCCGGAUUUGGUGCCAUUUUGACGAUGGAUAUGGACGGAAAAUCGGAAAUAAUUGCUGAUAGGGGUACUCAGACUGAUGAUGACUUUAUGGCAGACGUGGAAAUGAAACACAAAAUGGACAUGGAAGAACUAAAGACGAAAAUCGACUCAGACGAAAAGCACAUUGAAAGCCUUACAAAGCUUACAGACAAGCUCAAUUCAGAAAUCGAGAGCUUGAAAUCAGUAAGUCCAUUAAUCUAAUUAUAGAAUAGUCUCAUUUAUCUGCAUGUUUCAUACCUUUAGAUAUGUCAGCAUCUUAAAGUAUUUUAACGCAUUGUUAUUCAGAAAUAUUUGUCUCACAAUUUGACUGAAUAUUUAUUUAAAGCGGGUCUUGCAUUUGCCGCAAUCAAUUUAGAAAAAGACAACUGAGCAAAAUUCAAAAAUGCCUAGAUCAUUUAAAAAGUGCAUAAGUAGUCACAUAAUGAGACUCACAUAAUGAGUCAGCGUAUACACACGUCUCCUCAAUGACGUUGUCAAUUGGCGAAUUAUGUCAGCAGGAAUCCUAUUCCGUAAUUCCAGGGCCCUUAUUCUCCAAACGGUCGUAGCUCUAAGAUUUCUUAACUUUGAUCGUAGUCAAUGUGCUAAGAUGACUUAAGAUGUUCAUAGGGCUAGGAACAGUUCGAAAAUAACUAGCCAGGAGUGUCAGCUCAAGUUCCUGUGGGUUCACUGGGGGUGGUACACGCAGUCUCAGCUGACGGUCA